AUGCUAUCGAAACUAGCACUUCCUAGACCCUCUGCUUUCAGGAUCGUAAGCCCCAUUGUUCCUGCGUCGAAUUUUCGCAACUUAGCAUGUCAUUACAGUUCCGAUGUCCGACUAAGAAUACCACCAAUCAAGCGCGUGGGCGAAACUUUGGAGCGCAAAAGAGCCCGUCUGGUGUAUCAGUCUCGUAAAAGAGGUAUUUUGGAAACGGAUCUGUUACUCUCGCGGUUUGCUGCGAAAUAUCUAGACACCAUGGCUCCGGAAGAGCUCGAUGAAUACGACUCAUUGCUCGACGAAUUGGAUUGGGAUAUCUACUACUGGGCAACCAAGAAUUUUGAUGUGACUCCGCUACCGGAAAAGUUCCAGGAUUCCAAGCUGCUGAAGAAAUUGCAGGAUUUUAGCGAAAACAGGGAAAAGGUUGUCAUGAGGAUGCCGGAAUUAGGUAGCAGGUAA
Lachancea sp. 'fantastica' is the source of this 450-nucleotide messenger RNA. The record is from the annotation of a GenBank genome assembly. NCBI's taxonomy places the organism in Eukaryota, Fungi, Ascomycota, Saccharomycetes, Saccharomycetales, Saccharomycetaceae.